This is a messenger RNA of Aspergillus sclerotioniger CBS 115572, 4108 nucleotides long. RefSeq lists its product as uncharacterized. The transcript has a single exon. NCBI's taxonomy places the organism in Eukaryota, Fungi, Ascomycota, Eurotiomycetes, Eurotiales, Aspergillaceae. The record is from RefSeq and is a predicted model, not a curated record. The coding region runs from base 146 to 4093 and encodes 1315 amino acids.
CUUCUUCCUUCUAGUGAGUACCGACUUCGGGAUCCUCGAUGUGACAGUCUGUCCUCGACAACCAUUUGCUACUGCCCGUCUCGCCCUCUAGCGUCCUCGACGCCUCCCUGCCCCGUCUUCUCCGCCCUCCUCCUUCCCCCCCGUCAUGGCCGAGAGUCUGGGGAAGAAAGAGCGGAGAAAAAGCCUGAGCGUCUUCAGUCCGUCGUCGUUGACGACGACGGCAGCGGCGACCUCCCUGACCGGCCCCGCGGCCCAUGAACGAUCGCCCUCGGAUGACGCCCAGGUCCUGAAAAAGAAAACGCGACGCAACUCGGGAUUCUUUGGGGUCCGGAACCCCAGUCCCCCGAGAGCCACGCCCACCCAUAGCUUGCGUCGGCCCGGGACCGCCGAUUCGGAGUCGGCCACCUGCGUGACGGCCUUGCCUCCGGUGGCUCUCGAGGGGCCCCGUUCCCGACGCAAGUCGCUGCAAAAGCGACGGACCUCCGUAUUUGGAUCGCUUCGGUCGCUGCAUUCACAAGAAGACGAUGACCGGUCGCUGAGCCGCUCCAAAGGCUCGUCCCUGGACGAGGAUGCCUCCGAGCUACGACAGGGGAUUGGAUCCAUCAUUCUACACCAUGGCGAGAUACAGAUCACGGGAGGCAUGUGGCGGAAGAAAAGCCAUUACCUGGUCCUGACGGACACGCAUCUUGUCCGAUUCAAGAGCCAGAGCAAAGCCGCCGACAUGUUCCCCUCGAUUCCAGCAUCUUUCUCCCGUUCCGUGGCGGCCAACCGCCAAUCUGUCGCCUCGAUCAGUUCGUUACAAGAUCCGCAGCUGUCCGCAGCGAGUGACUCCAUUUCCGGAAUUGCGUUGAACAGCAUCAUUGCGGUCUACAUGUUGGACGAUGGCAGACCGUCGUCGACGGUGGAGGUGGCCUAUGUGGAUGAACGGGCGCAAAAAGCCACGUUCAUCCAAAUGCAGACCCCCGAUUUUCAAGAAUUAAACCUGUGGAUGGUGGGCAUUCGCUCAGCAGCUGAAUUGAUCCGCGGGGCCGACCCGCUGAUCUUUGAUCAGAAGACGGUCGAUUGUGUGGCCAGGAUGCUCGACUACGAGCGCGACUACGAGCCGGAGACCUUUCGCAUGUUCCGGGUGAUACAAAUGGCGUCUAGCAAAUCCCCGACACGAGCAUCGUCGGAGGAUCUCACCAAGCUGUCCCCGACUGGUUGUUAUCUCGCCUUAGGAUCGCACAAACUCCACCUGGUCCCGUUGCACAAGAUCUCCAGUCGCAGCUCGGUCGUAUCCCUGAGUGACCUGGAUGCUGCAACGUCAUUCGGCCUAAUGAAUCUGACAUGUCUUUCUAUGGAAUGGGGCGACGACAGUCUACAUUUAACGUUCCGUGUUCCGACACGGAAACCAUUCUCAGUCUUUUUAGCAUCGGUGCAUUCGCUGGAGAUUGCCUUUUGGAUUAGGCAACAGACGGAAUUUCUGCGUCCUUUGUGGAUUAAACAGCCCUACGACUUCAUCGUCCCCCGUGACCUCGAUAACGAAAACAACUUUCCUCCGGUGAGCCUGGAUGAAGAUUAUGGUUGUUUCGAUCGAACCUUGGUCGCCUACUCGGCCAGCUACGACGUUGAUACUUCAAACAUUCGCUACACGAUUGACGUACAGUGUGAUGAUGCCCCAUGUUUCAGGCUCCUGCCGCCCGCCUCUACUCGCCAGAGGAAAUAUACAGCUCUAGAGUUGAUAGCCGUCCUCCGAGCGCUUCGGUACAACGAAUCCUUCCGUUCCAUCUCCUUCAGUGGUGUUAGCUUGGACGUCCUGCAAAGUUUACGCGACGUCUAUGGCCCGGACAAAGAUGCUCUUCUGAGCCGUGCAGGAGCACCCAUUCAUAUCCCCGGCCAGGAGAAUCUGUCAGUCCUGUCCCAAGAAGUGCGUGCGUUGACUUUGAAGAGCAAGUGGCUCCGACGCCUGGACUUCUCCUAUACUCUCAGUCGAAUUCCCAAGUCGGAUAGUGAAAGCCAUGAUCCAGGAUGUGGGAUACCGGAAGCGAUUUUUCCCAUCUGUCGACGUGAGCUGACUAGUGUUGAUUGGGUGGUGUUGAAUGGAAUCAAAUUGGGUGACUCUGACCUCGACUAUCUCGUAGAUGCAGCAUCUCAAAGGUCUAGUCAUAUGCGGGCGUUGGAGGUUGGUAACUGUGGUUUGUCUGUCCACGAUCUUGACCUACUCCUUUCCACAGUUAUCGCGCAGUCGCCGACUCUCGAGGCGAUGAACAUCUCCGGCGUGCAAGGCCGCCUGAGCCCUGACAUUCUCCAACAGUACCUCGGCUACUUCAGUCAGAUCAAAACGCUCGAUUUGUCGCGUAUUUCCCGCACGUCAGGCUCGGAUCCGCUCCUCACACCCGAGACAUUAAUCAAUUGGCGUCUGGAAGAGCUCUCGUUGAGUCGGACGGUCGUGAAUCGCGAGACUGUCGAUGCUAUAGCCACUUAUCUGGCCAGCGAUCGGUCCCGGGGUCUGCGGGUGCUUCGACUAGAUCAAUGCGGGCUCAGCGGCCAGGAUGUCGCCAUCUUCCUGCAUUCGAUGACAACCGGCGGUUUCCCUCGAGAUCUGCAUCUCCAUGUCAAUGAGAACCGACUCGAUCAAGGCUGCUCGUACCUUUUCGAUGCCAUCGCUCAAAACAAGACACCCACUCAUCUGUCAAUGCGAAUGAUCGACUUUAAGAAGGAGGAGCAGUUUCAGGAGUUGGUCGAGGCCUUGCGCAAGAACCGGACGUUGAAGUAUUUGGACAUUUCCAAAGCUUCCCUCCCGUAUGAUGCCGGGCCCGAGACGUGCAAGUUGCUUCAGCUCAUGUUCGAGGAGAACGAGACGUUGGAAGACUUGGAUAUCGGUGGAGAAAGCGCUCAUCUGGAUGUUGCCCGGUUCGGAAUCGGCCUGAAUUUGGCCCUGACAGGUCUGAAAAAGAACAAGUCCUUGCGAGUCCUCAGGAUCGAGCAUCAGAAACUGGGCCUCCAGGGCGCAAAUACCUUGGCAUCGGUGCUUGAAGACAACGACUGCCUUCGUGAGGUCUACUGUGAAAACAACGACAUCAAUCUGCAGUCCUUCACCGUCCUCGUCAAUGGACUGCAGCGAAACAAAUCUUUGCUGAGCCUGUCGUAUAUGGACCGGGACAGAAUCCAGUCCCUUGAGCGGGUGCGGCGCGAGAUUCGGAACGUGAAGCGGGAUGUGAGUCUUGCGCAGAGCUCCGCCACCAGCUCCAUUCGUCGCUCUCUACAUGCAGCCAUCAAUAGUAAAAGUGGGAGCAAGUCGUCUAAACAACAGCAUGCAUCGAGCCAUCGCUCGGGCACCCCGGUGCCCUCAGGUACGAGUGCUUCUGCCGAAACCUCUCCUCUCAUGCAGCAAGACGUGGAAGUUAUUCUCCAGUCGUUAAGCCGUAAAUGGGAUAGCGAGGUGGUCCGUCUACGUCGAUAUUUGUUCCGGAAUUACAAUCUGGCUCAUGGUAUCGAAGACGAUAUGGUCGGAUUUGACGAUGAUACUUCUAGUGAUGGGCGCCCCGCCACUGCCACAAGCCUGGGGAUGAUGCUGGACAAUAUGAAGUUAGAUGUGACUGUGUGUGAAGAUGAAAUUCAACCUGCACCGCAUGAUCCCGCGCAGCUGCCGCCGGAAAUCGAGCCGAUGAGCCCGAAAGAUCACCUGGAGAUGUUCAAGGGCCUUGAGGUCGAGAGCAGCUUGGUCGCUGAGCUCCGACAACGCCCGCAGACGGCACCAUUCUCAUUGCCGGGCCAUUCCCCUCACAUGUUACCAUCAGAAUAUCCCGGUUCCGGCGGCUCAUCCUCCUCACGCCUGGGGGUGCCAGUGCCUGCUAUACCAUCCACGGUCAGCAAAUCCAGCAGCGUCCGCAGUGCCCGCAGCUCCAGCACGGUCUCUUCCAGUACUAGGGCUAGUGCGCGGAGUACGUAUGGGACAGCCUCCUCCACUCUGCGUGGUUUUCUUAGUUCAAGUGCCUCAAAAGAACGCAAGAAACUGGAGAAGAUGAAGUCUGGCGCAGUGUGUGUUUCAACGGACAGACCACCUAAGCUGGAGUGGGCGCCCCCUCAGCUUGAUCUGGGCAAUUUCCGAUAGCCCUCCGCUGGGGUG